UGACUCACGUUCGCCGCUAAUCGCUCCGUCCAGCUCUGUCUAAGCCGCAGCUCUCGAACGUUCGAAUCCGUCCAAGAUCUUUCUCAUGAUAACACGUCUUGAUUCACACUUGGCACGAACGCGCGAUCCUUCGUUUUGUCCUGAUACUUACCCGCGUCUGAAACCGAGAUACGAGGCAACGGAGAAGAUGCGAAAUACGAUUUAACAGAUAUAACAAUUUUGAAGGUGCCAUUCGUUUGCCGGCGAAAGGUCGCGGUGCGUCGCAGCACGUUUCAACUCACAUUCUCGUCUUCUCGUAGUGUUUCGAGAGUAUCGUGGACUGCCGAAAGUGAAGUGUCGACGUACGUUCGUACCAACAUCCGUCGUGUCGAAUGCAUGGUGCGAAAUCGUGUCGCAUUCAAUCGUGUUUCGCAGCUUCUCCGUUGCCUCUUAUUUUGAGUUUCCGACACGCGUGAGCACCGGAAGGGUUUCGAGAGUUCCGAAAACAAAAGCUCGCGCGUUCGUGGCAAGUAUGAAUCAAGACGAAUCGUCGUGAGGAGAAUCUUUGAUUCUCUGUGUCACUCACAAUCAGAUGACAAUGGACGGUCGGUCAGGACGGCGCGAAGUCGCGUCGCGUGUUCAAUCGCGUCUUUCCCGUUGCUUCCAUAUCUUGAGUUUCCGACGGGCAUGGGAGCUGAAGAUGCCGAAAACGAACCGUCGCGCGUUUGUGCCAAAUAUGAAUCAAGAGGAGGUAGAUCUUGGAUCUUCGAAAGCGCGGCUGAGACUCGUAUCUACUAUUUAUUCGCCCCUACAAUUCGGUAUUCGCGCCUCGUUUUUAUUGCAUUUGCGUAAAUUGUCGUCGGUAUAGUGUGAUGAGUGAAUCGUGCGAAAGCGAUUAGGACAGGAACGAUUUGAAGUUUGUGUGCGAGUUUGGCGCUCUUUUCGUCAGGAAUGCCAACAGUGCUUUUCGAGGUCUAACUUCUACAUUGUAGUGUAUGUCCACGUUGUAGAGAUAGCGUCUCGAUCGCGCAUCUGACGUAUCCCUGCUCUAUCAGCUGAUUCGUUAACCUCAUUGAGAGGUACUUUAAAACUCGUUUUUUAUCUUGAGUUUAAAUUCGAAGCAGCGUAAAUAACUGCAUUAACGAUGUGAAAUAGGUGCCUGACACGAACGACAGUAAUAGUAAUCGUGCAAGAAAUAAUAAUUCGGAAAAAUCAUGGCUGCAAGUUUUAUGAUGCGAAGAAGCCUACGUUCCAUUGGCGUUUAUUGUUACGCAUGGAGCAGAUCGAAGAACCUGAAGCACGUUGGAGCAGGAAUCCUAACAGGGUUCGCGGCGUACAGCGUGUCCAGGAAAAGCCAGAACGAUAUGAGAACGAAAAUGGAAUUACUGGUGAUGAAGACUCAGGCGGAUUUCUGUAGGGCGCUUGAGUCCCUAGAAGAAGACAAGUCUUUCAAGGUGGAUCGCUGGACCAGGAAGGAAGGUGGUGGCGGGGUCACCUGUGUGUUGCAGGAUGGAGAGGUGUUCGAGAAGGCUGGCGUUAAUGUUUCCGUCGUGACCGGCGUGUUACCGCCAAACGCGAUUCAACAGAUGAGAGCACGCGGCAAAAAGCUGGAGGACUCGGUUCCGUUCUUCGCGGCCGGCGUGAGCGCCGUGAUUCACCCUCGCAAUCCCAUGAUCCCCACGAUUCAUUUUAACUAUCGCUACUUCGAAGUGAAGAAUCCGGACGGUACGACCCAAUGGUGGUUUGGAGGCGGCACGGAUCUCACCCCAUACUAUCUGGACGAGGAAGAUGCUAGUCACUUUCACAGAUCGCUGAAAGCCGCAUGUGACAAGCACGAUCCCACCUACUAUGCCAAGUUCAAGGAGUGGUGCGACAAUUACUUCAACAUCGUGCACCGAGGGGAACGGCGAGGCGUGGGUGGGAUAUUUUUCGACGACCUCGACACUCCGAAUCAGAACGAGGCGUUUCAGUUUGUCACCUCUUGCGCCGAAUCAGUCAUUCCUUCAUACAUUCCCUUAGUAAAGAAACACAAAAACGACGGUUACGGAUAUCACGAGAGGCAAUGGCAAUUAUUGCGUCGCGGUAGAUACGUCGAAUUCAAUUUGAUCUACGAUCGCGGCACCAAAUUUGGCCUGUACACGCCCGGUGCGCGAUAUGAGAGUAUACUCAUGUCUCUGCCAUUGAACGCCAAAUGGGAGUACAUGCACGAACCUAAAGCUGGUUCGAAGGAGUCGAAACUUCUGGAGGUGUUGAAAAACCCGAAGGAUUGGUUGGGCGAAGCAAAGUCGAACAACACACGAGCGUAGAUCUCGGAGCAAUUUUCAAAUAUGAAAAAUUAUAAAAAGGUACGAGGUAACAUUGCAAAUAUAAUUUUUUUAGUUCAUAAGAUCUAAAAUGAUAAAAAUAUACAAAUCAAUAUUUUGAAAGUCAGUUAAUACGCGAUCAUAAUAAACUUGAAAUAACUUUCAAUUGCGAAAAAUUACAGGAAGGUACGAAGUAACAUUGCAAAUAUAGAUUAUCUUAAGCAAAAUCUGAAAUGAUAAAAAUAUACAAAUCAAGGACCUAUAUUUUAAGGAUUGUUAAAUACGCGAACGUCGAUCGUAAUAAUCUCGAAGUAAUUUUCAAUUAUGAAAAAUUACAGAAAAGUGCAAGAGGUAAUAUUACAAAUAUAGAUUAUCUUAGUUCAUAAGCGAGAUUUAAAAUGAUAAAAAUAUAUAUUAUAAAUCAGAUCGAUAUUUUGAGAGUCGGUUUUAUAGGUAUACAAACUAGCUUGCAAUAUUUCGUUAAAGAUACCGAAAAUGUUAACAGGUGAGUCAAGUGAUGUCGAGGUGUUUUAACAUCAAUUGAAUGUGAUGCUUGGAGUGCCAAAUACUAUAACUAUGUUAUAAAUGAUCGUCUAGAAAAUAAGCACAAAUUUUGUACAAUAUACAUGUAUUAAUUAGCAACUGGUUUUGUAUACAAUCGUACAUCGAAAUUUAUAUUUCUUAAAAAGAAAUCAAUAUAAAAGUAAAAAUAAGAAUGAAGAAAAAGAAAAUGUAGUACAUAAAGUCUCUCUAGCAAGCUGCUUUAACGCGCUUAAUACCAACUACAUUUAUUCUAAAAAACUUAAAUAAACAUUAUUUACAAUAUAAUACCAGGCAAAUCGUUGCCC
This is a messenger RNA of Solenopsis invicta (red fire ant), 3130 nucleotides long. RefSeq names its product oxygen-dependent coproporphyrinogen-III oxidase (gene Coprox). NCBI's taxonomy places the organism in Eukaryota, Metazoa, Arthropoda, Insecta, Hymenoptera, Formicidae. Gene Ontology annotation, cellular component: cytoplasm; mitochondrial intermembrane space. Gene Ontology annotation, molecular function: coproporphyrinogen oxidase activity. The record is from RefSeq and is a predicted model, not a curated record. Bases 1194 to 2285 code for a protein of 363 amino acids. The transcript has 3 exons.